Molecule: messenger RNA, 1116 nt
Organism: Tribolium madens (black flour beetle)
Lineage: Eukaryota; Metazoa; Arthropoda; Insecta; Coleoptera; Tenebrionidae
Exons: 2
Coding region: 1-1116 (371 amino acids)
Biological process (GO): sensory perception of taste
Cellular component (GO): neuronal cell body; membrane; dendrite
Source: RefSeq, a predicted model, not a curated record
AUGCAGACCGAUUGUGGUUACAUAAAAUUGCUAUAUUUGACUUGUAAUAUUUUGGGUUUUUUGCCCCCUCACAAAUUCGGUACUGAGGCAUUGCCUGUUAGUUUUCGGUUUAAAAUUUACACUUUGUGUCAUAUUUUCGUGUCAAUUUUGGUGUUUUUUUAUUCUUCUUAUGGUCGUGAAAGGUAUCUUUAUGACAGUUUUGAUCCAACGGUUGCCAUCACUGAUAAAAUCGCAAAUGUGACUCUCUCAUUGGUCAAUGUGAUUUUACGUGUGUCUUUUGUUUUUUUUAAUGGUAAAAUUGUGAAGGAGUUUUUGAAUGGUGUUUUUAAAUUAUCGAAAAUUGACGGUUUUAGGUGUUUCACCCCACGAAAUUUUAAUUUUCAAUUAAUUUGUUUUAAUUUUUACAUGAUUUUAAUUAUUGGGUUUGAUGGUUGGGUCUGGAAUUCCACUCUGGGGUUUGCGAUUUUUCGCUAUUAUGUUGGCAGAAGUGUGAUGUAUUAUGCGAGCAACACUGUGGUGUUUUUUGUGUUUCAUUCAGCUUCGAUUAUCAAGAAUUUUUUUGUCUCCUUGAAUUUGUUACUGGAGAGAAGAAAAGUUGAUAAAGUCGAGUUGCAAAAAAUUCGUGUUUAUUACAACGAAAUUUGCGGUCUUUGUGACACUUUUAAUAAAAUUUUCGGUUUUGUGAUUCUAUCAGUGAUUGUGUUCACAAUUUCGUACAUUUUGAAUUUGAGCGAUCUUUUGCUCGUUUACGCGGUGAAAAAACGCGAAAUCCGGGGAUUCACCUAUGGCAAUGAUUUGAUCGUUUUGAGCGUUUUAUGGAUGUUGACACUUUUAAUCUUUUCUGUGCUUUUGGCACACGAGUGUGCCAGUGCUGUUUCAGCAUCGGAGAACAUCACAGCGAUUUGCUUCAGUUAUUUGAACAAAAUUCCAGCAAUCCCGAAGAGUUAUGAAGAAUUCUGCCUGAAAGAGGAAAUUUGUUUGCUAAUUCAGCAAGUUGCAACACGUCGGCCGAGAUUUUCAGCAGCUGGUUUCUUUCCUGUCGACUUCACUUUGCUCGGUUUUAUUCUCGCUAGUGUCACUUCUUAUGUCAUUGUUUCAAUACAAUUUAUUCAAUAA